This is a messenger RNA of Setaria italica (foxtail millet), 2187 nucleotides long. Its product is annotated as probable protein phosphatase 2C 72. NCBI's taxonomy places the organism in Eukaryota, Viridiplantae, Streptophyta, Magnoliopsida, Poales, Poaceae. Gene Ontology annotation, molecular function: cation binding; protein serine/threonine phosphatase activity. The record is from RefSeq and is a predicted model, not a curated record. Gene Ontology annotation, biological process: protein dephosphorylation. The coding region runs from base 654 to 1850 and encodes 398 amino acids. The transcript is spliced from 5 exons.
CAUCGCACUCGCACCACGCUCGCGGCUCUGCUUCGUUUUCGGCGUCGUUUUUUUUUUCCUUCUCCCGUGUCGCGGCCGGCGGCACCCUCCCCAAUCCCAUCGCCAUCCGCCCAUCCAGACCCCGGGCGGCACCCCGCGGCAGCAGGCAGCGACGCAGCGUCGCGGCUCCCGCACCGCACCUCCACGGCUUGGCCAAGGUGCCCAGGCGGCAGGGGCGAGGGGCGGAUCCGCCGCGGCGCCAUUGCCAGGCAGUGCUGGUCCACCCGGAUCCACGCCAUCCGCCUGCAGCUACCCGUGUUCGCGCGCCGUCAAGGCGGAUUCAGCCUCCACGCCCCCUUGCUCUAUUUAACGCUAGUAUAAGCGCCGCCGCCGCCGCCGCCGCCCUCCGUCGGUAGAUCCGCCACUGCGGGUAGGAGUCUGCCGUUUCUAAAAAAACCCAGUCUUUCCUGCCUUGCUCCGCGGCCGAGAUCGAUAGGUUUCCAGAUCUAAGACCCCCUCCUCUGGCCGAGAGAUCGCGCAGCUACUAGGGGAAACACCCAAGAAAAGAUUUUUGUGGGGUGACGGAGCAGGAAGAAGAAGGUAUUGGAGAAGACAAUGGUACAGAAAUGGUCUUCAUGAUGAAGCGGGCGAUGGGGCACUGGCGGAGAUAAGGGAUGCUAUCGGCUGUGAUGGAUUACUUGAGAUCUUGCUGGGGACCUGCAUCGCCGGCCGGGCGCCCCCGCAGAGGAUCAGACACCGCCGGCCGCCAGGACGGGCUCCUGUGGUACAAGGAUGGUGGGCAGCUCGUCAACGGUGAGUUCUCCAUGGCCGUGGUCCAGGCUAAUAACCUGCUGGAGGACCAUAGCCAGGUGGAAUCGGGGCCGCUGAGCGCAACGGACCCUGGCCUCCAAGGCACCUUCGUCGGCGUCUAUGAUGGGCACGGUGGCCCGGAGACGGCACGUUACAUCAAUGAUCAUCUCUUCAACCACCUGAGGAGAUUUGCAUCUGAGCACAAGUGCAUGUCAGCGGAUGUGAUUCGGAAGGCUUUCCGAGCGACUGAGGAGGGGUUCAUUUCUUUAGUUAGUAGCCAAUGGUCAUUGAGACCUCAAUUAGCAGCGGUUGGCUCUUGCUGUCUAGUUGGCGUGGUUUGCAGUGGAACUCUAUAUGUUGCAAGCCUUGGAGAUUCCCGUGCUGUUCUUGGGAGACUUGUCAAGGGAACUGGAGAGGUUUUGGCAAUGCAGCUCUCAGCGGAACACAAUGCAUCCUAUGAGGAGGUUAGACGAGAGCUGCAGGCAUCACAUCCUGAUGAUCCCCAUAUUGUGGUCCUAAAGCACAACGUUUGGCGUGUUAAGGGUAUCAUCCAGAUAACAAGGUCAAUUGGAGAUGUAUAUCUGAAGAAACCAGAGUUCAAUAGAGAACCUUUGCACAACAAGUUUCGCAUCCAGGGAACUUUCAGGAGACCACUCCUUAGUUCUGAUCCAGCAAUUACUGUACAUCAAAUACAGCCAACUGAUAGGUUCAUCAUUUUUGCAUCUGAUGGACUCUGGGAGCAUCUUAGUAAUCAGGAAGCAGUUGACAUGGUUCAGAGUAGCCCUCGAAAUGGAAUCGCUCGAAGAUUAGUAAAGGCCGCAAUGCAGGAAGCUGCGAAGAAGAGGGAGAUGAGGUAUUCAGACCUCAAGAAAAUUGACCGUGGGGUGAGGCGACACUUCCACGAUGAUAUAACUGUCAUCGUGGUCUUUUUUGAUUCAAAUGCCAUGACAACUGCUGCCUGGAGCAGACCCUCGGUCUCUCUCCGAGGGGGUGGUGUUCCAAUCCCUUCGAACACCCUUGCUCUGUUGUCAGUUCCCACAGAGCUAAACAGCUCUUACUGAAACCAUACUGGAGGUGAAGGGGCCAGGCAAGAAGAUUAAAAAAAGUAAAGGAAAAGGUAAAAGAAAAAGAAAGAAAGAAAGCAGCAGUUGUGAUCAGCUGUAGUGUAUUUUGUCGUAUGCGUUCUUGUAAAACCUUUUUUAGAUUCUCAACCUGGUGACAAAGCGUACUGAUAGCAAGGUAUAAGAUUAGAUUAUUCUUAGCUUUUUUUUUUUCUCUUUUUUCUUACCCUUUAGAUUCACUCAUGGGAUAUCAGGUGGCUGUACAUUCUCUGGAUCAACUUGUGAUAAUAGUUCAUUCGCCCUUUUGUGCAGUAAAAUGUUCAUCAUGCCAUCCCAA